GCGAGUUGGCCCGUCUUGGCCCGUCUUGGUGCUGCUGGUCUCCGACUGGCGAAGGUCUGCUUGCUGUGCGUCACACAGACACACAGACCUUCAGCGUCACCGCCACCAACACAUUAAAGCUCACAACUUUCCAUCGUCGGCCCCUUUUUUGCUUGGCCCCCUUGCGAUGACAAUAAUCUAUCAAUAUCGAGUUGCAACAACCAGCCUCGGCGGCUUCCUCCGACUUCUUACAAUAUGGCGCGGAAGUGUCUACAAAUUGAUGUACAAAGAAAUCCUCAUAUUCAGUUCGAUGUAUGCAGCCAUCAGCCUGACUUACAGAUUUGCACUAAAUGACCACCAGAGAAGUAUGUUCGAGAGAUUAGUGAUCCAUUGUAGCAGCUACACCAACUUAAUACCUGUAUCAUUUGUUUUGGGCUUUUACGUGUCCAUCGUGGUGGCCAGGUGGUGGCAACAGUUCAUAAAUGUACCCUGGCCAGAUAGAACACUGUUCAUGACAAUUACCUAUCUGCACGGCCAUGAUGAAAGGGCCCGGAUGUUCCGUAGAACACUGGCUCGUUAUAUGAUCCUCGGUCUUAUACUAAUUUGCCGCUCCAUAAGUGUAGCCGUCAUGAAGCGCUUCCCAACCAUGGAACACGUAAUUGAUGCAGGUUUCAUGACCAAAGAAGAGGUUGAAAUAUGGGAAAGUGUUCAAUGCAAGUACCACAAAUUCUGGGUCCCGCUCACCUGGGCUAACAACGUAUUAGUCACUGCUCGGCGAGAAGAACGAAUUGAAUCCGAUUGGGGACUUCGUAUGAUUAUACAGCAAUUGUCCGACUUCCGUGACAAAUGUUCCCUGUUAUUCGUCUACGAUUGGAUAACCAUUCCACUGGUCUAUACACAGGUGGUCACAUUGGCCGUGUAUACAUUUUUCGCCUCUUGUCUUGUCGCCCGUCAAUACUUGGACCCGGAGAAGGGUUACGAAGGCUACGGGUACGACCUCUAUGUUCCAGUGUUCACUUUAUUACAAUUCUUCUUCUACAUGGGAUGGCUAAAGGUAGCCGAGCAACUGAUUAAUCCGUUUGGCGAAGACGACGAUGAUUACGACAUCAACUGGUUACUUGACAGACACACAGCCGUUUCUAUGACACUUAUUGACCAAUGUUAUGGCAAACACCCACCACUUAUUAGAGACAUGUACUGGAAUGAAAACAUCGAAGAGCUUCCUUAUACAGAGGCAUCGUACGCUUCGAAGAGACCGAACUUCUUGGGUUCUACAUAUAACAUAGCUCGACCAAGUAUUGAAGAACAAAGAAUUGUCCAUGAUCUUGCUGAGGUCCCCACCCGUCGUAGCUCUAUAUCCAGUACUGUAGCUGGGUCUUUACUCAGCCUCUUUUCCAGACGACAUUCAAUGACUAAACUUCACUUGCAACAAGAUUGUCUGAUUCCGCUGCCAAAAAGAGAAGACAGAGCGAUGAGCGUUCCCAACGGUGGUGCACCCCUUCUGAACAUACCCGGCAUGGGGGUGCCAUGCCCGAAUCUCCGGUCUCCCGAUCCAGACGCACCCACAAACAUCAUCACCAACUGGUCGUCAGAUUCAGAUCUGACCACACGAUCGUCCGAAGAGCCGAUAGAGCAACGCCAGCCAACUCAGGCGGACAUCGAAGGACGCAGCGACUGCAAAAAAGCGAAAAUACAGCGCAAGUUUAGUUUUCCAAUCAACCUUCUUCGCCGGAGAGACACAAACAGAAUGUCUGAAAUACCAUCGUCUAUUUCGACCCAGGCUAACGGCAGUCGGGUGGAUUCGAAACAAACGAGGUAG
Messenger RNA from Octopus bimaculoides (California two-spot octopus), 1798 nucleotides. RefSeq lists its product as uncharacterized. Lineage: Eukaryota; Metazoa; Mollusca; Cephalopoda; Octopoda; Octopodidae. Gene Ontology annotation, molecular function: chloride channel activity. The record is from RefSeq and is a predicted model, not a curated record.